GGAGGUGGCGGCGGUGCAGAGAAGCAAAAGAGCCCUUCAGCCCGCGCGCUCACGCUAUGGCUAGCGGCGGCUUUUGCUCUUGGCCAGUACAUUUAUAGCCCGAUCUUCAUUUUUGCAGUCCCGGGACGGGUUAUGUACACCUCAAAUACAGUUAAAACAUAAUAUCUUUCAUCUCCAAAGGCUGUCCUAAAAGGGACCCAGAUGGCAUCUUGUUCUUCAGCAGCAAAGAUUGAAGAUGUUGAAGAAGUGUCCUUACCAACAGAACUGUCUGUGGAGUCUGGCACAGAUGCAAAGCUUCCAUGCACAUUCACAUCAUCAGAGGAGAUUAGCACUGCAACAUCUGUUACUUGGAGCUUUCAGCCAGAGGGAUCAAAUGCUCGUCCCAUAACAUUUUUCUAUUAUUCAGAUGGGAAAGAAUAUAAUGGAAGGAACACACAAUUCAGUGGCCGAAGCACAUGGGCUGGAGAUUUUUACAUGAAAGAUGCAUCCAUCAAGGUAGCAAACAUGCAAACUAUAGACAAUGGCACUUAUUUCUGUGAUGUUAAGAACCCGCCAGACAUAGUUACUGAGCCAGAGCAAGUUGAAGUUAAAGUUUUGGAGAGAGUGAAAAUGUUGAGCCCUGGAAGAGCAGCAGCAACCCCUGGAAUUACCACAACUACAACCACAACCACAAGCUCUGGAAACAUUUCACUGAACAGGGUAUCAUUUUGGCUGUUUGUCCUUCAAUGCUGCUGCAUUUUAGCAUCUUUUCAAAGCUGUUUGUUCUGAAAA
Molecule: messenger RNA, 771 nt
Organism: Rhineura floridana
Lineage: Eukaryota; Metazoa; Chordata; Lepidosauria; Squamata; Rhineuridae
Product: myelin protein zero-like protein 1
Exons: 4
Coding region: 202-768 (188 amino acids)
Cellular component (GO): focal adhesion; cell surface; membrane
Source: RefSeq, a predicted model, not a curated record